Octodon degus (degu) is the source of this 3038-nucleotide messenger RNA. It is a transcript of the gene Arhgap42, whose product is annotated as Rho GTPase activating protein 42. Lineage: Eukaryota; Metazoa; Chordata; Mammalia; Rodentia; Octodontidae. Bases 1 to 2595 code for a protein of 864 amino acids. Gene Ontology annotation, biological process: signal transduction. The transcript has 25 exons. Gene Ontology annotation, cellular component: cytoplasm. The record is from RefSeq and is a predicted model, not a curated record. Gene Ontology annotation, molecular function: GTPase activator activity; protein binding.
AUGGCAAAAGGAAGUGAGUUAAAGAUCCCAGGGCAGCCGCAGAGGCGAGGCUGCGGCAGCAGGAAGAGUCCAGAGGACCUGCGGUAUGCCAGUGCUUCUUUAGCCUGUUUUCAAGCUUUCCCAGACCUGUCUAUAGCAGUGCAGAAAUUUUCCCAGUCACUGCAAGACUUCCAAUUUGAAUGUAUUGGUGAUGCCGAAACGGAUGAUGAAAUUAGUAUUGCACAAUCACUAAAGGAAUUUGCAAGGCUACUUAUUACAGUAGAAGAAGAAAGACGGAGACUGAUUCAAAAUGCUAAUGAUGUAUUAAUUGCGCCACUUGAGAAAUUUCGAAAAGAGCAGAUAGGUGCAGCAAAAGAUGGAAAGAAGAAAUUUGACAAGGAAAGUGAAAAAUACUAUUCUAUUCUUGACAAGCAUUUGAAUUUGUCUGCAAAGAAAAAGGAAUCUCAUUUGCAGGAGGCAGAUACACAGAUUGACCGAGAGCAUCAAAACUUCUAUGAAGCAUCAUUGGAAUAUGUCUUUAAAAUUCAAGAGGUUCAAGAAAAAAAGAAGUUUGAAUUUGUUGAGCCGCUCUUGUCAUUCCUUCAGGGUUUAUUUACUUUCUACCACGAAGGCUAUGAGCUGGCCCAGGAGUUUGCCCCGUAUAAGCAACAGCUCCAGUUCAACCUGCAGAAUACAAGGAAUAAUUUUGAAAGUACGCGGCAAGAGGUGGAGCGCUUGAUGCAGAGGAUGAAGUCCGCCAGCCAGGAUUACAGGCCGCCCAGCCAGUGGACGAUGGAAGGCUACCUCUACGUUCAGGAGAAACGACCGCUUGGUUUCACAUGGGUUAAACAUUACUGUGCAUAUGAUAAAGGAAGUAAAACAUUUACGAUGAGUGUUUCAGAAAUGAAAUCCAGUGGGAAAAUGAAUGGCCUUGUUACUAGCUCACCAGAAAUGUUUAAGUUAAAAUCUUGUAUCCGACGAAAGACAGAUUCGAUUGACAAACGAUUCUGCUUUGACAUAGAAGUAGUUGAAAGGCACGGGAUCAUCACGUUACAAGCCUUCUCGGAAGCAAAUAGGAAGCUCUGGCUGGAAGCCAUGGACGGGAAGGAACCGAUUUAUACGCUGCCUGCCAUCAUUAGCAAGAAGGAAGAAAUGUACUUAAAUGAAGCAGGGUUCAACUUCGUGAGAAAAUGCAUUCAGGCUGUGGAAACAAGAGGCAUCACCAUUUUAGGGCUGUACCGAAUAGGAGGAGUGAACUCUAAGGUUCAGAAACUUAUGACCACCACAUUCUCCCCUAAAUCUCCUCCUGAUAUCGACAUUGAUAUUGAGCUGUGGGACAACAAGACCAUCACUAGCGGGCUGAAAAACUACCUCAGGUGCCUCGCGGAGCCGCUGAUGACGUACAAGCUCCACAAAGACUUCAUUGUCGCUGUUAAAUCGGACGACCAGAACUACAGGGUGGAGGCUGUACAUGCGUUGGUGCACAAGCUGCCCGAGAAAAACAGAGAGAUGCUGGACAUCUUGAUAAAGCACCUGGUCAAAGUGUCCCUGCACAGCCAACAGAACCUCAUGACUGUCUCAAAUCUUGGUGUCAUAUUUGGCCCAACUCUGAUGCGAGCACAGGAAGAAACAGUGGCUGCCAUGAUGAAUAUUAAAUUUCAGAACAUAGUGGUUGAAAUCCUGAUAGAGCAUUAUGAAAAGAUUUUUCACACGGCUCCCGACCCCAACAUUCCCCUCCCGCAGCCUCAGAGUCGAUCUGGCUCCCGAAGGACCCGCGCAAUCUGCCUGUCCACCGGCUCCCGGAAACCCCGGGGGCGGUACACGCCGUGCCUCGCGGAGCCCGACAGUGACUCCUACAGCAGCAGCCCAGACAGCACGCCCAUGGGCAGCAUUGAGUCGCUGUCCUCUCACUCUUCGGAACGAAAUAGCACUACCAAGUCAACUUCCUGCCAGCCCAGAGAAAAGUCCGGAGGGAUUCCUUGGAUCGCGACCCCAUCCUCUUCCAAUGGACAGAAAAGUCUUGGUCUCUGGACCACAAGUCCUGAAUCAAGUUCCCGAGAAGAUGCAACCAGAACAGAUGCAGAGUCGGACUGCCAAAGUGUCGCCUCCAUCGCUGGCCCAGGGGAUGUGUCCCCUCCUAUAGACCUAGUCACAAAGGAACCUUAUGGGCUGUCGGGACUAAAAAGAACCUCUGCUUCCUCCCUCAAGUCUAUCUCUGCUUCUGAAGGAAACAAGAGCUACAGUGGAUCUAUUCAAAGCUUAACUUCUGUAGGCUCCAAAGAGACAUCCAAAGCCACGCCAAACCCAGAACUUCCUCCAAAAAUGUGCAGGAGGUUAAGGCUGGACACUGCCUCGAGCAAUGGCUAUCAGCGACCUGGCUCGGUAGUGGCAGCAAAGGCCCAACUAUUUGAAAAUGUUGGUUCACUUAAGCCAGUAUCUUCUGGGCGACAAGCCAAAGCCAUGUACUCCUGUAAAGCAGAGCACAGCCAUGAGCUGUCCUUCCCCCAGGGGGCAAUAUUUUCUAAUGUGUACCCAUCGGUGGAACCAGGAUGGUUAAAGGCAACUUAUGAAGGCAAAACAGGACUAGUUCCAGAAAAUUAUGUUGUCUUCCUCUAAUAUUACUUAGUGGAUGGCAGUAUCUUCAUGGUAUCCAUGGUAACAAAUAAUAAGUGCUAUGCUUUUAUCUGACACAGAUAUAGGGAUCUGCCCACUAAUUGAAAACAGCCCAUUUCUAUCAAGUUCUUCACCAGCAGACUGCAUAGUUCCCUACUAAUGGAAAAAGGAAAAAUGUUUAAAUUCUGUUCCUUCUUUUUUUGGCUUUUUUUUUUCUUUUUGGUAAUGAGUACUGUAAUUCUCUACAAUGUUUCUUCCAUAGAAACUGAAAAAUCUUAAAUACUGUGCUGAAUACUAUAACAGUUUGAAAACCAGAAAUCUGCUAUAUGGAUUUUGAAAUCUAUUACUACCUGGCAUUCUCUGAAGAAUUCCGAAAUCGUUACUUAUAACUGUAAUAUAAAUUGCUCAUUUAUUUUUUUUCUAAAAAAUACACUGCUUUUGUAUGA